Molecule: messenger RNA, 1977 nt
Organism: Ilex paraguariensis (yerba mate)
Lineage: Eukaryota; Viridiplantae; Streptophyta; Magnoliopsida; Aquifoliales; Aquifoliaceae
Source: the annotation of a GenBank genome assembly
GAGAGAGAGUGACGCAAAGUUUCACAUACUGCCAUGGCGGGUGCAAACCCACCACACUACACCCCAACUUCCAAACCCACCGCCCCUAACUCACUCUGGAAAAUAACCAACCUUUAUUCACUAGCUCUAAUCACUUUUCUUUGCUCUCUUUCUUACAUCCUUGGCAUAUGGCAACACGGAGGCGGCGCCACCACCUCCAUCAGAACCUCCACCAACCUUGGUGCCACCAUUCCUUGUACCAUCCCAACCACAACCCUCAGAACUACAACCCCCUUAUCAACCUCCAAAUCCCUAGACUUCGGCUCCCACCACUCCGCCGACGUCGGCGGUGCCAUCACACUUCCCGAUGAGGCCAUCACAAAAUACCCAACUUGUGACGUGAAGUACAGUGAAUACACGCCAUGCGAGGACGCUGUAAGAUCUCUGAAGUUCGACAGAGACAGGUUGAUAUACAGAGAAAGGCAUUGCCCUCAAAAGGGUGAACUACUGAAGUGCCGUGUACCUGCGCCGCAUGGUUACAGGAACCCUUUCAAAUGGCCUCAGAGUAGGGAUGUGGUGUGGUAUGCCAAUGUACCACACAAGGAAUUGACGGUGGAGAAAGCUGUACAGAACUGGAUUAGGUAUGAAGGCGAUAGGUUCAGAUUCCCCGGUGGUGGGACGAUGUUCACCAAUGGCGCUGAUGCGUACAUUGAUGAUAUUGACAAGCUGAUCAAUCUCAAAGAUGGGUCCAUUCGGACCGCCAUUGAUACUGGCUGUGGGGUUGCUAGCUGGGGAGCAUAUCUUCUGUCAAGAAAUAUCCUUACAAUGUCGUUUGCACCGAGGGAUACACAUGAAGCACAGGUGCAAUUUGCUCUCGAGCGAGGAGUGCCCGCUUUGAUUGGUGUUAUUGCAUCCAAGAGGCUUCCUUACCCAUCCAGAGCUUUUGACAUGGCUCAUUGCUCUCGCUGCCUCAUUCCAUGGGGCCAGUAUGAUGGUGCUUACUUGAUUGAGGUUGAUCGAGUACUGAGGCCCGGUGGAUAUUGGAUCCUCUCGGGGCCACCAAUCCGCUGGAAGAAAUACUGGAAAGGAUGGCAGAGAACCAGGGAGGAUUUGAGUGAUGAACAAACUAACAUUGAGAAUGUAGCUAAAAGCCUUUGCUGGAAGAAGUUUGUUGAGAAGGAUGACAUUGCUAUAUGGCAAAAGCCCACAAACCAUUUAAAUUGCAAAGCUACCAGGAAGAUUACCAAGAAUCCACCAUUCUGUCCUGCCCAAGAUCCCGACAAGGCAUGGUACACAAAGUUGGAGACAUGUUUAACUCCCUUGCCUGAAGUUUCAAACAAUCAUGAGGUUGCAGGAGGGAAAUUGGCAAAGUGGCCACAGAGAUUGAAUGUGAUCCCUCCUAGGAUUACUAGUGGAACAGUGAAAGGAGUUACAGCUGAGGUUUUCCAGAAAGAUUCAAAACUAUGGGAAAGGAGAGUGUCUUACUAUAAAACUGUGAACAAUCAACUCGGGCAAGCGGGAAGAUACAGAAAUCUUCUAGACAUGAAUGCAUACUUGGGUGGAUUCGCGGCUGCUCUGAUUAAAGAUCCAGUUUGGGUGAUGAAUGUUGUUCCUGUUGAAGCUAAGGUCAAUACUCUUGGAGUUAUUUAUGAAAGGGGAUUAAUUGGCACAUAUCAGAGCUGGUGUGAAGCAAUGUCUACCUAUCCUAGAACGUAUGAUCUCAUUCAUGCUGAUUCAGUGUUUACCCUCUACAGAAACAGAUGUGGAAUGGAAGAUAUUCUGCUAGAAAUGGACAGAAUUCUAAGGCCUGAAGGAAGCGUAAUCCUCCGGGAUGAUGUCGAUAUUUUGGUUAAGGUUAAGAGGAUCGUGGAUGGAAUGAACUGGGAUAGUCAGAUUGUUGACCAUGAAGAUGGCCCCCUACAGAGGGAGAAGCUUCUCUUUGCAGUGAAGACUUAUUGGACAGCUCCUGCUACCCUUGAAAUUGGAAAUUCUAAAUAG